Messenger RNA from Archocentrus centrarchus (flier cichlid), 5223 nucleotides. RefSeq names its product ubiquitin protein ligase E3 component n-recognin 1 (gene ubr1). Gene Ontology annotation, cellular component: cytoplasm; ubiquitin ligase complex. Gene Ontology annotation, molecular function: zinc ion binding; ubiquitin protein ligase activity. The record is from RefSeq and is a predicted model, not a curated record. Lineage: Eukaryota; Metazoa; Chordata; Actinopteri; Cichliformes; Cichlidae. Bases 1 to 5223 code for a protein of 1740 amino acids. Gene Ontology annotation, biological process: ubiquitin-dependent protein catabolic process via the N-end rule pathway; protein ubiquitination. The transcript has 47 exons.
AUGGCGGCGAGUGAGGAAAACCAAGACGGGCUGGAGCUCAGCAAGGAAUGGCAGGAGGCAGCAGACAGCAGAGCAGCGCUGCUCUGUUACCUGAAGGAGCAGGUGCCUCAGAUCUUCUGCCUAAAGGAGUCCAGCCCUCAGGAAGAGGAGGAGCUGAUGCAGAGUCGUCUCCUUCACCCUCUGGAGUGUUUCCUGUUUGGAGAGGAUCCUCAGGAGGGUUUGGAGAAGCUCAAGCAGGGCAGCACCUCGUCCCAGCUCUGUGGACGUGUCUUUAAAGAGGGCGAAACUGUCUACUCCUGCAGGGAUUGUGCAAUAGAUCCCACUUGUGUCCUGUGCAUGGACUGCUUCCAGGAGAGCGUUCACAAAAGCCAUCGCUACAAGAUGCAUGCAUCAUCAGGCGGGGGGUUCUGCGAUUGUGGAGAUGUAGAAGCCUGGAAGAUUGGCCCGUGUUGCUCCAAACAUGACCCAGGAGCAGCCAAUGCCAUGGUAACGGAUGAGUGCGUGCUGGACCCAGAGUUAUAUGAACGUGCUGAAAAGCUCUUCCGGGUAUUGCUGAACUAUGUCACAAGUUUUUUGGUGUGGGAGGAGAACUUUGAGCUGUCUGCUGAACUUCAGCCACGGACUAAAGAUGCUACAUAUUACUGUGUACUCUACAAUGAUGAGCAUCACUCGUACGACCAUGUGAUCUACACCCUGCAGCGUUCGGUCAACUGUGAUCAAGCUGAGGCACAGACACACACAACGCUCAUUGAUAAGGAGGGUCGUCGGGCAGUAAAGAGGGGAAGCUUUCGUACCUGCCAGCAAGCGCAAGAUCGUAUCAGGGCAAAUUCUGUGCAAAUUUCCCAGCAGCCACUGCGUGUGGAGAUCCUUCACGCAGCAGUAAUGGCUCAUCAAACUUUUGCGCUUUACCUCGGCUACUGGUUCCAGAAAAUAAUUGGUUAUUCAGUGGGUUUCAGACAAGCCUUCUGCCAGGUGGCGCUCGAGCCAGACAUGGACACAGAUCAACCUUGCCUCAUUAGCAAACUCAUGCUGCACGAUGCCAGGAUGUACAAAGGAGCUCGCAAGAUAGUACAUGAGCUGAUUUUCUGCAGCAUGCUAAUGGAGACUGAAUUCAAGAGGCUUUUUGCAAUUGAGUUUACAAAGCACUAUAAGCAGCUGCAGAAGGACUUCAUCAAUGAUGACCAUGAAAGGAAUAUUUCCAUCACAGCUCUGUCUGUUCAGAUCUUUACUGUUCCCACACUAGCCAGACAGCUGAUUGAAGAGUGCAAUGUGAUUAAAGUGAUAGUUGAUACCGUGAUGGAAUUGCUGCGUGAACAUCUGGAUGAUAAUAAUCGCUUUGUCUUCCUGGGCUACAAUUCAGACAAGUUCUCACGCAUCCAAGUCAUCUUCCACGACCUCAGGUAUAUUCUGAUCAGUAAACCAUCAAUAUGGACCGAAGAGCUUCGGAGACAGUUCCUGGAGGGGUUCAGAGUCUUUCUUGGUCUUCUUAAAUGCAUGCAGGGUAUGGAGGAGGUGAAGCGGCAACUUGGCCAACACAUUGCGGUGGAGCCAGAGUGGGAAGCUGGGUUUACGCUCCAGAUCCAGCUGCGCCACAUUCUUGCCAUGUUUCAAGACUGGUGUUCAUCUGAUGAGGAGAUCUUGCUGCUUGCAUUUAAGGAGUGCCACACAGUUCUGAUGCAGUGCAAUAACCAGCCCUUCCACAAGGAGGCCACAGACUACUAUAUGUGCAAGCACAUCCUCCAUGUCCGUCCAUAUAAAGUCUCACGGGAGCCUGUCAGCAUACAUCUGCCCAUCUCCAGGCUAUUGGCUGGACUGUAUGUACUCCUGUGUGGGACCGGGGCAAUUGAUCACCUGGAUAAUCCUGAAAGCUACGAUUUCACCCAGCUGGCAGAACAUCCUCUGCGCUGCGUGGUGCUGGCGGCACAGGUCUCAGCUGAAAUGUGGCGGAGAAACGGGCUUUCCCUGGUCAGCCAGGUAUACUACUACCAGGAUGUAAAAUGCAGGGAGGAGAUGUACGAUAAGGAUGUUGUCAUGCUUCAGAUAGCUGCUUCCAAAAUGGACCCCAACCACUUCCUCAUGUUGAUCUUGUUGAGAUUUGAGCUCUUUGAAUAUUUUAAUGGAAGUUGUUCAAGCAAAGACCAGGAUGAGUUGACACAAUGGAACCGUUUAACAGAAGAGAUGCUCUACCUGCUGAUCGUCAUUGCUGGUGAGCGCUAUGUCCCUGGGAUCAGUCAGUUGACCAAAGAGGAUGUGACGAUGAGAGAGGUUGUCCACCUGCUGUGCAUUGAACCCAUGGCUCAUAGUACCCUGGUCAAAGCCCUGCCAGAGAAUGAAAGCCAUGAAACAGGCCUGGAGACAGUAAUCACAAAAGUUGCCACUUUCAAAAAACCAGGAGUUUCGGGACAUGGGUUAUACGAAGUGAAAAAAGAACGUCUAAUAGAAUUCAACCCGUUCUUCUACCAUUACUCAAGAUCCCAACAUAGCAAGGCAGAAGAGUCCCAGAAGAAAAGGAGAGCUCAGGAGGGCAAUGAUAAAGCUCUUCGCCCGCCGCUGCCCCCAGCCUUUUGCCCAGCCUUCUCCCAUAUAGUGCGUCUCCUCUGCUGUGACAUAAUCAUCCACAUCCUGAGAAAUGUCCUGCAGAGAGCUGCAGAGGAUCGGCCAACUCACUGGACAGAAGCCAUGAUCCAGAAGGCGCUGCACCUGAUUGGUCAGGCAUUGCUAGAAGAGAAAAUGCAGCUUGAGGAUGUCACUGUGGAGGAAGUGACCUUUGAUUUCAGCCUGAAGGCCCGUUUAAUAGGUGCAGAACAUGGCAAGUCAGUGUUCCUCUUGUUGUCCAAGAUUAAGGCUUUGCCUUCUCUUGAAGCUCAAAAAGACAUGAUUAAGUGGGUUCUACAGAUGUUUGAGGUUGUCAAGUGCCUUAGAGAGAACUCCAGUCCAACAAUGUCCAUGAGCAUGGAAACAGCCAAGCCAGAAGAGAGUGCUCAGGACAAAGAAAAAGCAGAGCGGAAAAGGAAGGCAGAGGCAGCUAAACUCCACCGACAGAAGAUUAUGGCCCAGAUGUCAGCAAUGCAGAAGAACUUUAUUGAGUCAAAUAAGAUGCUUUAUGAUAACAUGCCUGAAAGUGGAACACAGGGAGAAACCGUUGCAUCUACUGAGGACUGUGCCACAGAGCAGAGGGAGCUGUGCAUAGCUGUUGGGCCUCACCGAGGGUCCACUCCAGCUGAGAGGGAAGUACUGACCUGCAUUCUUUGUCAGGAGGAGCAGGAGGUGAUGGCUCAAGCUCAAGCCAUGGUACUGACUGCUUGUGUCCAGAGGUCCACAGUGCUGACACAGUGCAGAGGAAAGAUACCAAGCAGCAGAACAGACGGGCCGGGGACAUCGUAUCCCCUCUUUAUGCCUCCUGAUCUGGCUGUGGGGACCCACACUGGCAGCUGUGGACAUGUCAUGCAUGCCACAUGUUGGCAAAAAUACUUUGAGGCAGUGCAAAGUACAACCAGGAACCGGCUCCAUGCUGAUUUGAUCAUCGAUUUGGAAAAUGGAGAGUACUUGUGUCCCUUGUGCAAGUCUCUGUGCAAUACUGUGGUACCACUGAUCCCAUUAGAACCGCUAACAUUUGACUAUGAAAAUGCAGAGAUAAUUGGCCAGCAUAUGACACUGCCUCGCUGGAUCCAGAUCCUCUCUGCUAGGAUUAAAGGACUCGGGUCAUUCACUCAGGAUAAUGACCACAACUCAGAAGGCAGUAGUAGUAAUAGUAGCACUGGGCUGUGUGGCGAGGGCCAGCCAGACUUUAGAUCCAUUCUCAGCUAUGGAGUACAAGAACUGAGAAAGGUCUCAGACAGCAUUGCAGAGAUGCUAGUUGUGUGCGCCACCACAGUCCACAGGGUUGGACUGAAGACUGCUCCCAAUGAGCUGUGCCCCCAUGUUCCCAUUAUGGCCUGGAACACAUGUGCCUUCACUAUUCAGGCCAUAGAAAACAUAUUGGAGCAAGAGGGCAAGCCACUAUUUGGGUCUUUACAAAACAGACAGCUUGCAGGUUUGAAGGCCAUUGUUCAGUUUUCAGCAGCACAGAGACUUAAGAGCUCUCAGGCAGUCAUCCAGAGGCACUUCACUGAUAUGUUGGGGGCCUUGCUACCAGCCAUGAGCAGGAAGAACACACCUUCUGUUCUUGAGGUGGACUUGUUCCAUCUUCUGGUGAGCAUGGUGUUAUCAGUACCCUCACUGUAUCAGGAGGAGACUGUAGACUUACAGCCAUCUGCUGUCAGCUCUGCAUACAACCACCUGCACAUCUUGCAUCUGGUGACCAUGGCUCAUGUGCUGCAGGUCCUCUUGUCUUCUGCAGAUUUCCCUGCAGCGGGGGAUGGAGGGGAGACGGAGGAGGAGAGAGCAGCAGCAGAGUUGUACUCUGCAGUGUCACAACACACUGGAAGGCUCCUUCCAGAUGUUUCCAGUGGCUCUUUAGUAGAAAGAGUGAAGACAGGAAUUGCACCGUUCUUGCGUUGUGCUGCUCUCUUUUUCAAUUGCCUUACAGGAGUACCCCCUCCAGAGGAGCUCUUUAGUAUUUCUGCUAAUUCUCAAGAACAGAUGGAGGCAUUAUGCAGUUACCUGGCAAUACCCUCCAAUGUGUUCCAGCUUUUCCAGGAGCAUCGAGAAACUGUUAGUCCACUGCUUCAGAGGUGGUGUGAGAACCCAGCUGUAACCAAAGCCCUGAAAGGCAAAAUCCAGACAGUCAGAUACCCACGGAAAAGGAAUCGAUUGAUUUCUCUUCCUGAAGAUUACAGUACACUUCUCAAUCAAGCCAGCCAUUUUCAGUGUCCAAAAUCCACAGAUGAUGACAGGAAGCAUCCGACUCUGUGCCUCUUUUGUGGGGCUAUGUUGUGCUCUCAGAGCUCCUGUUGUCUCAGCCAGCUGGAUGGGGAGGAAGUGGGGGCUUGCACUGCCCACGCUGCAACCUGUGGAGCAGGAGUGGGCAUGUUCCUCAGGAUAAGAGAGUGUGAAAUUGUGCUGAUGGCCAGUAGGACUCGAGGAAGCACGUAUCCAGCUCCUUACUUGGAUGAUUAUGGGGAGACUGAUCCUCAUCUUGCAAGGGGCAAUCCAUUGCACCUUUGCCCGGACCGUUACAGGAAGCUAAACCAGCUGUGGCAGCAGCACUGCAUCCUGGAAGAAAUCGCCCGCAGCCUGGAGGUGGUCAAUGUUAUGUUUGCUUUUGAGUGGCAGAUGUUGUGA